AACGCAGCCUGCAGCUGGGAGCCGCGGGCGGACGCGUGGCCGGGGCUAGCAACUGGCCCACGCGGGGCCGCCACACCUGCGAGCCGGAAGUCCAGAUUCGACGCCCAGAGACCUGACGCGGUGACCUUGGAGCAGCCGGCACGGCCGCCAGCGCGGUGUAGGGGGCAGGCGCGGAUCCCGCCACCGCCACCACCACCGCCGCCGCCGCGCACUCGGCCUGCCGCCGCCUGCUCGCCCUGCCGCCUGCGACGCCGCCCGGCUCCGGGCCCGACGUGUGACCCCGCCAUGCCGAGGGAGAGCAGGGAGAGGGAUGCCAAGGAGCCGGACACCAUGAGAGAGGAAAGUGGCACCGAUGUCUCAGUUCGCUCCAGGAAAAGGAAAGCAAAUGUGACUGUCUUUUUGCAGGAUCCAGAUGAAGAAAUUGCCAAAAUGGACCAAACAGUGAGAAGCCAGCCUGGCAAUCAGCCUUGGGACAGUAAUACAGCCUGUGAAAAUCCCUGUUCCUUGAUCCCCACACCUGACAAAGAUGAUGAUGAGCUGGUAUAUGUAAACUCUGUACAUGGUCCUCAGAAUUUCCCAGCAUCCAGAGCCUCACCACUGCCUGUCCUAAACUGGGCAAAUAGAGAGGAAGUCUGGAGACUGAUGUUAAACAAGGAAAGAAUGUAUUUAAGAGACAAACACUUUUUGCAGCGGCACCCUCUUCUGCAGCCUAAAAUGCGAGCGAUUCUUCUGGACUGGUUAAUGGAGGUGUGUGAAGUUUAUAAACUUCAUAGAGAGACAUUUUACUUGGCACAAGAUUUCUUUGAUCGGUAUAUGGCAACACAACAAAAUAUUGUAAAAACACUGUUACAACUUAUUGGGAUUUCAUCUCUAUUUAUUGCUGCCAAACUUGAGGAAAUCUAUCCUCCAAAGUUGCACCAGUUUGCUUAUGUAACAGAUGGUGCUUGUUCAGGAGAUCAGAUACUUAACAUGGAAUUAAUCAUUAUGAAGGCUUUAAAGUGGCGUUUAAGUCCCCUCACCAUAGUGUCCUGGCUGAAUGUAUACAUGCAGGUUGCAUAUCUAAAUGAUGUUUAUGAAGUGCUCCUGCCACAGUAUCCCCAGCAGAUCUUUGUACAGAUUGCAGAGCUUUUAGAUCUUUGUGUCUUGGAUGUUGGCUGCUUAGAAUUCCCCUACGGUGUACUUGCUGCUUCUGCUUUGUAUCAUUUCUCUUCAUCUGAAUUGAUGCAAAAAGUUUCAGGGUACCAGUGGUGUGAUAUAGAAAAGUGUGUCAAGUGGAUGGUUCCGUUUGCCAUGGUUAUAAGGGAAACAGGAAGUUCAAAACUAAAGCACUUCAGGGGAGUCCCUACUGAAGAUGCCCACAACAUCCAAACCCAUAUAAACAGCUUGGAUUUGCUGGACAAAGCCCAAGCAAAGAAAGCCAUAUUGUCUGAACAAAGUAGGAUUUCUCCUCUCCCCACUGGGGUCCUUACCCCUCCACAAAGCAGUGAGACAGAACGGUGGACAGGGAACAGCAUGACCACACCAGCAUUCUCUACCAAAGACAGUUGUGCGGAAGUGCCUGCUCCAAGUCUCUUGUGUCUGCUGCAGCAGAGGCGUGCAUGAGCUUUUACAAGUUAUUUAAAAUAUAAAUGGAAGAGUAUGUCUCUUCUGCAACAGAAGUGUUUCUAUGGAUGGUAUUGGGCAAGGAGAAGUGUUUUUUAUUGAAUGCUUAGAUUUUUUUUUUUUUUUAAAUAAGUGAGUCAAGUACACCAGCCACCUCCAGAACACCAACGAGUGCUCCAGAUGCUGCUAAGGAGGGUGAUACUUGACUUAAUUGACUAUUCAUACAAAUAACAAAGGCUUGAAGUUGAGGGGUACCGUACCAUGUUCUGUUGGUCUCCCAUCAGGUGUUCUGGGUUGUGUCUGUUAAGUGGAACAGGUGGUUGUGAGUAUUGUGAUGCAGAGCCUGCAACCAGAUGUGCUCAGGGCCUGCCCUUCACUCUUAUCAGUUGGCGAUACACAGUGCCUUUUAUGAACUCAUUUUCUAAAUGCUGCUAUGUCUAUCCGUUUUUUAAUAAAGGUAACACUGUCUUUGAGACAGCUGGUUUUAUGAGCUAUGGUCUGGUAAUUUAAGUUAGAAAUCAACUCUGAAUGGGGCUUUAUCAAAAUUUAUAUUAACACUAUGUUUGAAGCUCAUACAUUGCAAGCAAAUAGUUAAAAAGAAACUUUUUGAAGUGAGCUUCAGGUGCAGCCUCUGUUACCUCCCCAAAGUCACCAAAUUGGGAGAGGGAAACAUUAGCAUUUCUCUUAAUAUCCUAUAUAGUGGCUGCUCCAGUCAGAUCCACUGGCUGGCUGCAUCCAAGAGGAUUCUUAGAUGUGAUUUCUCCCCUAGGACAGGUGAGAGGUCAAUUUAAAAAAAAAAAAAAAAAAAAGAUGUGUUAUUUAAUGUUCUAUUCUUGCCCAAAUCCUAACUUAAAAGAAUUUUUGUUUAGAGAACUUGUUAAUAUAACAUUGUAGCCUGAAACUAUGAGAAAAUGCAAAAUAAAAUUAUAUGUAGCUUAAGGCCAUGAUGCCAGCAUUUGGUCUGUUCCUUGACCAUUAAUGGAAUCACCAAGUGCCUUGCUAAUGGGAGAGGUCACUAUCAACUUUAAGCCUAAUGUAUUCAGUUCAUAUAAUAUUUUGUUGAACUUUUUCUAAGUGGUGACCAUGUCUAAUUUUUGUGUUUCACAUUCUCAUGCUUUGGUGUAUGUGUGACUUCAUAAAAAUAAAAAAAAAAAAGGGUGAAUGAGAAAUAAAGCCAUUUAUUUUCAACUUGG
Erinaceus europaeus (western European hedgehog) is the source of this 2795-nucleotide messenger RNA. RefSeq names its product cyclin E1 (gene CCNE1). Gene Ontology annotation, cellular component: nucleus; cytoplasm; centrosome. The record is from RefSeq and is a predicted model, not a curated record. Lineage: Eukaryota; Metazoa; Chordata; Mammalia; Eulipotyphla; Erinaceidae. Gene Ontology annotation, molecular function: cyclin-dependent protein serine/threonine kinase regulator activity. Gene Ontology annotation, biological process: G1/S transition of mitotic cell cycle; regulation of cyclin-dependent protein serine/threonine kinase activity.